AUGCCCGCGGUGUGUGUGAAUCUGUGAUUGCUUGUUCUGGCCCAAAGGCACUGAACAAACAAGCAAUUGACGCCCAGGUAUAUUUCCAAUGGCAUAAUGUCAAAAUGUCUAAUCUUCUCUAUCUGGUCCUAUAGGUUCUGCUCCGGACGGGCCACUUCCUGAAGACAGAGGUGCUGAUUGGUUUGAACCAAGACGAGUGGACCUACUUCCUGGUUUACGGGGCACCGGGAUAUGACAUCACUAGCCAGAACCUGAUCAGCAGGGAGGACUUCCUGAAAGGGGUGGACCUAGUGUUGCCGGGGUUCAGUGAUGUCAGAAGGGAGACGGCCAUCUUCCAGUACACUGAUUGGACAGUACACUGA
Coregonus sp. 'balchen' is the source of this 362-nucleotide messenger RNA. The record is from the annotation of a GenBank genome assembly. NCBI's taxonomy places the organism in Eukaryota, Metazoa, Chordata, Actinopteri, Salmoniformes, Salmonidae.